CCCCCGCCCGCCGGGCACCGUGGAGAGCGCAACUGCAGGGAACGGAGCAGCCCCGGAUCCCAGGGCCAGCUUGGAUGCGGAGGUUGCAGCCCAAGGAACCACAAGCAUGAGCCAUGAGCCAAAGUCACCUUCUCUAGGAAUGCUUUCAACAGCGACCCGGACCACCGCCACCGUCAGCCCCCUGACCCCUUCUCCUCUCAAUGGCUCCCUUGUGCCCAGUGGCAGCCCGGCAGCCAACAGCAAUUUGUCAGUCCAGUCCGCGCCCUCUUCCAGCUUUGCUGCCGCCCUGCGCAAGCUUGCCAAACAGGCUGAGGAACCCAGAGGCUCUUCAAUAAGCAGCGAGUCGUCUCCAGUCUCCUCACCAGCCACUAACCACAGCUCCCCCGCAAGCACACCCAAACGGGGACCAAUGGGGCCUCUCAUCGUCCCGCCAGGAGGGCACAACGUACCGAGCACGCCUCCGGUGGUGACCAUUGCACCCACCAAAACUGUGAAUGGCGUCUGGAGAAGUGAAGGACGGCAGCAAGAAGCUGGGUCUCGGAGCAGCGGAGGAAACAGCAGCGCCAGCAGCAGGGACCGCCUGAUUGCUGAGGCACCACUACCCCAGGAGAAGGCCAGUGGCCCAACAGUCCCUUCUCACUUGCUCGGGACCCCUUAUUCCUUUGGGAUCCCACCGAACUCCAUUGUUCAGGAUUCCCGCUUCCCACAUCUUAACAGCUUGCAGCGGCCUGUUCACCAUGUGGUGCCUCCCAGUGCGGUCACAGAAGACUAUCUGCGGAGCUUCCGGCCUUAUCAUACAGCUGAAGAGCUCCGCAUGUCCUCCUUGCCUCCCAUUGCUCUUGAUCCGGCCACUGCCGCUGCAUACUACCAUCCCAGUUACCUGGCUCACCAUCCUUUUCCUCACCCAGCGUUCAGAAUGGACGAUUCCUACUGCCUGUCAGCUCUGCGUUCCCCUUUCUAUCCAAUUCCAACACCUGGUUCACUCCCACCCCUUCAUCCAUCAGCAAUGCACCUCCACCUGUCUGGAAUGAGAUACCCCACUGAACUGUCUCAUUCAUCUCUCUCUGCGCUUCAGUCUGAACGCAUCUCCAGCUUGACUGCAGAAAGGUUGCAAAUGGAUGAAGAAUUGCGGCAGCGGGAACGAGAGAAGGAACGAGAACGGGAAGCUGACCGGGAGCGAGAGAGGGAGCGGGAGAGGGAACGAGAGCGAGAGAAAGAGCUAGAACGGGAACGCGAAAAAGAGAGGGAAAGGGAACGGGAACGGGAGCUGGAGCAGCAGCGAGAGAGAGCCCGGGAGAAGGAACAGAAUAUUGUCAAAGCCAUGGAGGUCCCUUUCCUACCUGUGUCGUCAGAAUUACACGGGCUGAGGAGCCAUCUGCCAGAAGAACGUGUCAAACCGACUGAACAGCUAACGCCAAACCGAGCAGAGAAACCCAAGGAUUCUUCUGCCAUCCAGACCCCCAAGCCAGUCCAACAUCCUUUGCAUCAAUCAUCUACUCCUCACCAUCCUGUGCCCAGCCUCAUUUCCAGCCACAGUAUCUUCCCCUUGCCUGGAAGCAGUGCAGCCACAGCACUUCUCAUCCAACGCACCAACGAGGAAGAGAAGUGGCUGGCACGGCAGAGACGGCUGCGGCAGGAGAAGGAGGAUCGCCAGUCCCAGGUGUCAGAGUUUCGGCAGCAGGUGCUGGAGCAGCAUUUGGACAUUGGGCGCCCAUCAACCCAAAUGGAAGCAGAGCAUCGGCCAGAGAACCCCAGAUUGGGACCAAAUUGCCCUGAACCAAGCAACCGAGACCAACAGCAGCAUUUUGGAGGGCCGCCUCCACUCAUCUCCCCAAAGCCUCAGCACCAUACUGUCCCAACGUCUCUUUGGAACCCGGUCUCUUUAAUGGAUAACACCACUGUGCCCCGAAGAAUACAAGAGAGUCACUCUCUCCAAGGCCAUACCACCCAAUAUGAGCCUAGCCGGAAAGCCACCCCCCUUGUGAAGGUAGAACGGGUCUACUGUUCAGAGAAACUGGAGGAAGGGCCCAGGAAAAGAGAAGCCCUGGACAAGUACCAGCCAGCCAGGGAGUCUGGGGGAUCGGAUCACGGCAGUUUUUCCCAUGGGCCAUUCUUAGCGGAACUAGAGAAAUCCACACAGACUAUUUUGAACCAGCAGAGGACAUCGCUCUCUCAGAGUGGACAGUUUGCUGACAUCAGCUUGAACAGCAAGCCUGGUUCGCCCUACAGGCAUCCAUUAUCCAGGGGCUAUGACCCCAUGUAUGUUUAUGACGAAUUCUUGCAACAGCACCGCAAGCUGGUCAGCAAACUGGAUCUGGAAGAGAAGAGGCGGAGAGAAGCUCAGGAAAAAGGUUAUUAUUAUGAUCUGGAUGACUCCUAUGAUGAGAGCGACGAAGAGGAAGUACGGGCCCACUUGCGAUGUGUCGCAGAGCAACCACCAUUGAAGUUGGACACCUCCUCAGAAAAACUGGAAUUCUUGCAACUUUUUGGACUGACCACUCAACAACAGAAGGAGGAGCUGCUGACUCAAAAACGAAGGAAAAGGCGGAGAAUGCUGCGAGAAAGAAGCCCCUCUCCACCAACCGUGCAGAAUAAACGCCGGACACCAUCUCCCCGUUUUGUGCUCUCAACACGUUACAGCCCUGAUGAAAUGAACAACAGUCCAAAUUUUGAGGAGAAAAAGCGGUUCCUCACUACUUUCAAUUUAACUCACAUCUGCGUUGAGAAAAGAAAAGAUAAAGAGAAACUGGUAGAGAUGCUUCACGCCAUGAAACAGAAAAGUGCCUCCACAUCAGUGACAGUGAAAAGCUCACCACGGGACAGUCCUACCAUUGCCCAGGCUGAGCCACAAGUGCAGCAAACUGCUGUGGAAUCAGAUAAACCGGUCGGCAUCGCUGCUGCUUCUCUGCCAGAGACUCAGAAGACAGCUGAGCCCAGCAGAAUAGAACAGCUGAGACCGCAUGAGCUUCAGAGAGCCAAGGAGACUAUUCCUGUCUCAGUUGAGAAGCCCAAGUUGAGUGAUGGGCACACAGCCAAGAAAAGUCUGAGCAUCCUCAACUACGUCCGGGGCCCUUUGCCCAAAGACAUUCCUGUGCCGCUGUCGCACAGUAUGAAUGGGAAGAACAAGCCAUGGGAGCCCUUUAUAGCUGAGGAGUUUGCACAUCAGUUCCACGAGUCCGUUUUGCAGUCUACACAGAAAGCACUGCAGAAACACAAAGGUAAUGCAAUGGCGCACACUGCAGAACAUAACCACAAAGUUGAUGCCUCCAUUCAUUAUAACAUUCCGGAGCUGCAGACCUCAACCUGGAUCUCUCCGCCACAGCAGAAUGGCCAGAAAGAUUCCCAGCAUAAGGGGUUCAUCCCACAACAACAUGACAAGGUCUCUGACUCUGAGGAAGAGGAGGAUGAAGAAGAGGAAGAGGAAGAUUACCCUAGACCCAAAUGGCAUGGGAUUGAAGCCAUCUUUGAAGCCUACCAGGAGCAUAUAGAAGAGCAAAACCUGGAGCGGCAAGUGCUUCAAACUCAGUGCAGACACUUGGAGGCUCAGCACUACAGUCUCAGUCUGACGGCAGAACAGUUGUCACACACGAUGACGGAACUAAGGAACCAGAAGCAGAAGAUUGUCUCUGAAAGGGAACGACUUCAGGCCGAACUAGAUCACUUGAGAAAGUGCCUUGCAUUGCCUGCAAUGCAGUGGUCUAGAAGUUAUUUCAAGGGGUAUCCCAGGUGACACUCCCUUGCACUAGGCCGAACCUAUAGUAUAGAAAUAAUAAUCUAUUUUAUUACCUGGAAUAUUUAAUAUUUUUCACUGGGAGGUUUGAAGCUUAAAAAGAGAGAAUGUGCCAUGCAUGAAGCAAAGAACUAUGGGAUCCAGGAAAAAAAAAUCCACACCCUUCUCUUGACUUCAAUGCAACUGAAUUUUGUAACUCUACAAGUAAUCCACUUAGAAGAACUUUAGUUUUGGUUAAAUUUAAAAAUUUAU
Messenger RNA from Euleptes europaea (tarantolino), 3982 nucleotides. It is a transcript of the gene GSE1, whose product is annotated as Gse1 coiled-coil protein. Bases 107 to 3730 code for a protein of 1207 amino acids. The transcript is spliced from 16 exons. The record is from RefSeq and is a predicted model, not a curated record. Lineage: Eukaryota; Metazoa; Chordata; Lepidosauria; Squamata; Sphaerodactylidae.